CGCACAAUCUUCAAGAGAACCGCGAAUACAAAUUCCGUUCGCUCCCAAUCAAAUUCCAGUACGUACGUGCCGAUUUUUAGUACGCAACAAAAAUCACUCGACAAAUUUCAAACCUUUCAGAGAAGAAUAAACUCUCAACAGAAUGACAUAUCGAACUACCGUGUGGAACCGCCGUCACGACUUUAUACUCCACCGAAGAUCAGUUACUCGGCUUGCGAGCAAUUUUCAUAUUCUACCCCAAAACCAAAUAGCCAACAAUAUUUCUCAAUGUGUAUACCGCAAAAUUUUAGAAGCUCCACAUCAUAUAAUCAUCAAUUGAAUCAGGUCUCGUCGACUUUUUCCCCUCUAAAUAUCUCGAAAUCGUCGUUCACUCACUUAUCGCCACAACCUCCGCUUUUCUCAUCGAAAAAUGUAAGGCCGCAUCGUGCCAUCCAGAUCUCCAGAUCUGGUAAACAGAAUGCUGGAAUGGUGGGUGUAGGUGGAAUCAGCUUUCAAGAGAAUAAUGGUUAUGUCGGAAUUAAGGCGGAUUUGAUUUUAAAUGGUACAAUCGUACAUACGAGUGAUACUUCGUCAACCUCUUCAAGAAAAACCUCUUCAGGACCGCCAGGACGAUCCUUACGAGCUUCAGAAUUUUCAGGAUCUUCGGAAGAACUUUCACAACCCUCAGGACCGUUUGGAUCAUCAAGACUCUCAGAAUUCUCGAAACCCUCAAGAUCUUUAAAAGUCUCAGGAUCCGGAGGAAUUCCUGAAACCAAAAUUCAUCAGCAGUCGGAUCCAAAUACAUACUCGUCAUCCUUCAGCAACCAACAACCACUCGAAAAGCAUGCCUUCCAAGUUAAAAACUCUCAGAAAAGGGACGAAGAAAACUAUACUAUUCGACCAUCAAUCUACACUCCGUUAAAUAUUAAUUUCUCAACAUCUGGACAACCUUUAUCUAUACCAUAUUCAGCAAUAUCGAAUAGUCAACAAUCCUCAAUAUAUGUACCACAAAGUUUUAAUGGUUCUACAUUCUACAAUCCUCAGUCAAAUCAACUUUCGCAACAGGUUCUUUUGCCACUAAAUUGUUCGAAAUCGUCACCGACUUGCGUAACACCGCAAACUCUAAUAUUCUCAUUGCCUGGUCCAAAAUCGUCUCAGUCGGCCUCCAAGGCUGGCAAACAAUUGGUUAUUACGAAACCAACCGAUGAAAUUUCGGAUACUGAAAAUGUAAAUGUUGUUAGAUUUAGCGCGGACGCUUUUGUAAAUCCUAAUAUCCAGAUUGCAACGGGUAGCCAUGCCUUAGAACUUUUAAGCCAGUCUUCAAGACCUUUACAAUUCUCGGGACUCUCAAGCACCUCACAAUUCUUAGGACCUUCAGCACCAGGAUCCACAUUAGGAUCCUCAGGAUUCACAGAAUUUUUAAGACCUUCAGUAUCGUCAAAACCAUUAGGAUUAACAGGAGUUUCAAGACCCUCAGAAUCUUCAGGAUUGUUAAGACCGUUAGAAGUUCCUUCAGUAUUCCCAGAAUCCUCAGGAUUCCUAGGAUUCUCAAAACCUUUAAAUUUCUCAGGACUCGCAGGAUCUGUAGGAUUAUUCGAAUCCUCAGGACCUUCAUUUCCACCCUUGACAGUUACUAGACCAUUGUCUCCUUCUACUACGCAAAGUAAAGUUGGCAUAGGUACUGUUUCUAAUGUACCAACUGCACACGCAAAUUCUCGAAUUCCUGAAACUAAUUUUUUCUCAAGUACUGACAUUGGAGAAACUCAAACUGACAAUGAUUUCAAUCAUCCUCCCCAUAUUCAUAGCAUUAAUGUCGAGUGCAGUAAGACAAUGAUGACGAUCAAUAUUGAAUUUAAUCGUGUUUUCGACGGCAUUAUUUAUUCUAAGGGAUAUUAUUUAAACCCAGAAUGUGUCUACGUAAAACAGAAUUCUGGCUCAGCGCGGUACUCUUUCACUGUAAAUCUAGACUCUUGCGGUACUCAAUUCCUCAACGAUUUCGCAAGUCCUGCUGGUCAAGCGUAUUUGGAAAAUGUUCUCGUAUUACAAAAUGAACCGAGUAUACAAGAAGUCUGGGAUACAGUUCGAAGAGUACGAUGUCUCUGGGAAGGAAACAUCAAUAAAGCUUUAAGGAUGAAUCUUUCAGUAGAUAUAUUAAACCAGGAGAUCAUUGCCUUUAAUGGUGAUACUGCGACAACAAAACUGGAUAUUCAAAUUGGUAGAGGACCUUUUGCACCUACAGCUAAUGGACUCGUACAAAUUGGAGAAACAAUGACUUUGGUAAUCUCUGUGGAAGGCGAUCCUGAUUUCGAUCUUCAGGUGCGUGAUUGCUCGGCGCGAGACGAAGCCUCAACCAAUAUGUUGCAGCUCACCGACGAAAGAGGCUGCACUUUAAAACCGAAACUGUUUGGUGCCUUUCAAAAGACAAAGGAUACCGCCAAUACAGGCGCUUCUAUUAUUGCUUAUGCAUUCUUCCAAGCCUUCAAAUUCCCUGAUGUUUUGGGUCUAAUCAUCGAAUGUAAUGUUGAAUUAUGUAAAACUAAUUGUGUACCUUGUCCGGAAGCAAAUCAACAAAUCGAACCAGGCAGACGUCGUCGAUCGUUAAUGUAUGCACCACUUUCGAAUAACUUGACGAAUUCGAUACCAUUGUCGGAUGCGGUUCGUGUUGGACGACGUUUCAAAGUAAUCAUGGUAGAUGAUUUAAACACAGCAACCAAUCAAAUCCUAGAUAAUGUGGAAGAAACAGCUGUUGAAGCAAUGGCAAAAGCGAAAGGAGUAUGCAUGAAUAACAAUGGAUUUUAUACAAUCUUCUCUCUUACAUUGGCAAUACUUUUUAUCGCAAUUCUAAGCGCAGUUGUGCUAUAUAUAAAAUUACAACGAAUUCGCAAAUCGAAAUUCAUAGAUUCUUAA
Messenger RNA from Trachymyrmex cornetzi, 2886 nucleotides. Its product is annotated as cell wall protein RBR3. NCBI's taxonomy places the organism in Eukaryota, Metazoa, Arthropoda, Insecta, Hymenoptera, Formicidae. The record is from RefSeq and is a predicted model, not a curated record. The annotation marks the transcript as partial. The transcript has 10 exons.